Messenger RNA from Lepisosteus oculatus (spotted gar), 1050 nucleotides. Its product is annotated as trace amine-associated receptor 13c-like. Gene Ontology annotation, cellular component: membrane. Gene Ontology annotation, biological process: G protein-coupled receptor signaling pathway. The record is from RefSeq and is a predicted model, not a curated record. Gene Ontology annotation, molecular function: trace-amine receptor activity; neuropeptide Y receptor activity. Lineage: Eukaryota; Metazoa; Chordata; Actinopteri; Semionotiformes; Lepisosteidae.
AUGGAGAUCGCUCAUUCAGAAGAACCUCAGGCUGUGCAGUAUUGUUUUCCUUCGAGCAAUGCAUCUUGUCUAAAAGAAAUGCGAUCUAAAGCAGCUUAUGCUGCUUUAUACACGGUGCUGGUAAUUAUGGUUACCCUAACGGUGUGUGGAAACCUUGUUGUGAUUAUCUCCGUCUCUCAUUUCAAGCAGCUCCACACACCAACUAACCUCAUUCUGCUCUCUCUGGCUGUGGCAGACUUUCUAGUAGGACUGAUUGUGUUGCCUUUAAGUAUGACAGCUUUAAUAGAAACUUGUUGGUACUUUGGAGAUAUGCUGUGUUCUGUUUAUAAGUUUUUUGACUCUGUUCUUAUAUCAGUUUCUCUCAGUAAUCUGGUUUUAAUAGCCAUUGACCGCUAUUUUGCUGUUUGUGACCCAUUACUUUAUUCUACUAAGAUAACAGUUAAUGUCAUGCAUUUAUUAAUACUAUUUAGCUGGCUGCUAUCACCAUCUUACAUGUUGGCUUUCCUCUACCUAAAUGGAAAUUUUGAUGGUGCAGAUAAGCUAAAUUCCUGUCUUGGAGAAUGUUUGUUUUUAGUUAAUGAAAUAUGGGGAAUAAUUAAUCUAAUAAUUACUUUCAUUUUGCCUUGUUUUACAAUGAUAGCUCUAUAUGUGAAAAUUUUUUUAGUAGCCAAAAGACAUGCAAAAGUAAUCAGUUCUUCAGCAGAAAGAAAGCAUGUGCGAGAAAACACAGGUAAAAUUUCCAAAAUAUCGGAAAGAAAAGCUGCCAAAAGGUUAGGAAUUGUAGUGCUUGCCUUUCUUCUUUGUUGGAUUCCAUUUUACAUCUGGACACUCAUUGAAGGAAAUCUUAAUGUAUCUAUGACAGCAGCUCUCUUCACUCCUACUGUAAUAGUUUAUCUUAACUCCUGUGUCAAUCCAAUUCUCUAUGCCUUACUUUAUCCUUGGUUUCAGAAGUCAUUGAAACUCAUAUUCACAUUUAAAAUAUGUUGUACAGCCUCCUCGUUUAUUAAUCUGUUUCAAGACACGCAUGAAAAUGUCUUGUAUGUUGGAUAG